AUGAAAAAAGCUCAAGAGAUCCAGCACUUAGCCGACACUCAUGAUGCACAGAGUUUCUUUAAAGCCACAAACACCAUCUAUGGGCCAAUAAAGCAUGGGAUAUGCCCCCUAUGCUCAGCAGACGGUGCCACACUUCUAAAAGAUAAAGAAGCUAUUGCACUGCGCUGGAAAGAACAUUACCAACAUCUCCUUAACUGCAACUCCCCCAUAGCUGCUGAGGUCCUCUCUCAAAUUCCACAAAACCAAGUUAGAGAUCAACUUGCAGUAUCUCCAAAUCUGGGAGAGCUGUGUACAGCUAUUAACCAAAUGAAAAACAACAAAGCCAGCAGACCUGAUGGGAUACCUGCCAAAAUCUUCAAAGUGGGUGGAAUUGAAUUUAAACAACAACUUCACAAGCUCAUCGAAAAAAUCAAGGGGAAAGAAGAAAUCCCAGCAGACUUUAGGGAUGCCAAAAUUAUCAAUCUCUUUUAA
Podarcis lilfordi (Lilford's wall lizard) is the source of this 471-nucleotide messenger RNA. The record is from the annotation of a GenBank genome assembly. Lineage: Eukaryota; Metazoa; Chordata; Lepidosauria; Squamata; Lacertidae.